Molecule: messenger RNA, 2711 nt
Organism: Thlaspi arvense
Lineage: Eukaryota; Viridiplantae; Streptophyta; Magnoliopsida; Brassicales; Brassicaceae
Source: the annotation of a GenBank genome assembly
GCUAUACAAAAGUAAAUGGAGAUUUUGAUUCCUCUUGUCAUUUAUAGUCUCCUCUUUUCGACGAUAAAAUCUGGAGUAGCUGAUCCAAACGACCGCGUUUUCGAAGAGGUUAAGGUUGGAUUAGUGGUGGAUUUGGCUUCUAUAGAAGGAAAGAUGCUCAAAACUUCUUUUACCUUAGCACUCUCAGAUUUCUAUCGCAACAACGAUGGCUAUCGAACCAGAGUCUCUGUUUUAGCCAAAGACUCUCAAGGAGACCCUUUCCUUGCCUUUGCUGCAGCUACAAAUCUUAUCAAAAAGGCAAAAGUGGAAGUCAUUGUUGGUGCACAAUCACUGCCUGAAGCAAAGCUUUUGGCGGCUAUUAGCGAGAAAGCUAAAGUUUUAGUGAUAUCACCUCUCGUUCCAAAUUCCUUGUCUUUGAACAAAUACAAUCACUUUGUUCAAUUGACGCAUGAUGCAACAUCAGAGGUAAAAGGGAUUGCGAGUCUCGUACAUGAUUAUUUCAGUUCGAAAUCAGUCGUGGUUAUAUACGAUGAUGUUGAUGAGUGGAGAGAGGAACUGCAAAUCUUGAUGGAGAGUUUUCAAGAUAAAGGAAUCCAUAUUGCUCGUUUUGUUUCCUUUGCACUAUCAUCAAGAGAAAAUCAUAUGGUGAAUCAGCUAAAGGAGGUCAAAGAGUCAGGGUCAACGGUUUUUGUGGUGCAUAUGUCUAAGACUCUCGUUUCUCGUCUCUUUCGAUGUGUAGAGAAGUUGGGUUUGAUGGAAGAAGGCUAUGCUUGGAUCCUCACUACAAGAACCAUGCAUCAUCUUCGUGACUCGGACGGUUUUGCAAUGAGAUCGAUGCAAGGCGUGGUUGGUUUUAGAUCCUACGUUCCAGUGUCAAAACAAGUUAAGUAUUUCACUUCAAGAGUGAGAAAACUUAUGGGUGAUGAUGAUGAUGAUGAUAAUAAGGUAACAAAGCGUUUUAAUAGCAUGAUCGUUAGUGUACGGGCACACGAUAUCGCUUGCAUUGUAGCAACUGUGGUAGAGAAGAUAAGUCGUCUAAGAGAUAGUGAUGGGUUUAACUUGACGAGACAUGAUGGUUCGGCCUCUUGGAAUGUACCACAUAUUCUAAAGACAGUAAGAUUUUUCAAGGGUUUGAGUGGUGAUCACAUCGAAAUCAAUGGAAACAAGUUUCUCUCGAAGACAAUUGAAGUCGUGAAUAUCGUAGGAAUGAAAGAGAGAAGGGUAGGGUUAUGGAGUUGUGGUAGUUUUAGCAAAAGAAGACACAUCACUUGGCCUAGAGGAGGAUAUGGUGAUAAUUAUAUCCCAAGAAACCGUUUCUUGGCAGAGAAGGAUGGAAAGAAGUUGCUUAGGGUUUUAGUCAGUGCAUCAAAUAGGGUUCCAAAUUUAGUCUCGGUGCGUCCUGAUCCUGAAACAGGUUUCAACACCCUCACUGGAUUUUGCGUAGAGGUUUUCAAGACUUGCGUUGCUCCAUUUAAGUACGAGCUCGAAUUCAUACCUUAUAAUGGAAGCUUUGACAAUCUUGCUUAUCUACUCUCUACUCAGAGACACAAAUACGAUGCAGCUGUUGGUGAUAUAACCAUAACUUCAAACAGAUCUUCGUAUGUUGAUUUUACUUUGCCAUUCACAGACAUUGGUAUUGGAGCCCUAACAUUAAUAAAGAAGAAGAAACAAGGCAUGUGGACUUUCUUUGAUCCUCUUGAAAGAUCCUUGUGGCUAGCGAGUGGAGCUUUCUUCAUCUUGACUGGAAUUGUUGUUUGGUUGGUCGAACGGCCCACUAACCCGGAGUUCCAAGGCUCUUGGAGAAAACAACUUGGUACAAUGCUCUGGUUUGGUUUCUCUACCAUCGUGUUUGCUCACAGUAAGUGUAUUUUACACUGUAAUUAUAUACAUGCUCUCUUUUUGUAUACUCUGAUGUGUAACGAGGCACAUUCUUUGGUAGGAGAGAAGCUGCAACGAUUGUCAUCAAGAUUUAUAGUCAUAGUUUGGAUAUUUGUUGUGUUGAUAUUGACUUCAAGUUACAGCGCGAAUCUGACAUCAACCACGACCAUUUCUCGCAUACAACUAGAUUCACAGGCGGUUUUUGGCCCUCCGAUAAUAAAAACGAUGAUGCCAAAAUCCAUAAAUGCAGUUGAGGCCUAUGCUCAGUCUCUCCGUGAUGGAAACCUAACUUAUGUGGUCGAUGAGAUACCUUAUCUCAAUAACCUUCUAGGACAAUAUCCAGAUGUUUUUGCAAUGAUUGCUAGAGAGGCUACAACAAAUGGCUUUGGGUUUAUGUUUCAGAAAAAUUCGGGUUUGGUUCCUAAAGUGUCACGAGAAAUCGCUAAGUUAAGGUCAUUGGGGAUAUUGAAAGACAUGGAGAAAAGAUGGUUUCGGAAACAGGAUUCGAUGAAUGAACAUUCCAAAACUGAUGUUGAUGAUGGUUCAUCUAACCGCUUCACGUUUCAUGAGUUGGGUGGUUUGUUCAUCAUUGCAGGAGUUGCUCAUGGUCUCGUAUUAGCCAUGCAUAUUUUCAAGAUGCGUCAAGAGAUAUUGCAUGUUUUGUGUGGAAUCUGGACUACUCGCUAAACUUCAAUUUUUUUGCAACUUUCUGUAGAUAAAAGAAUCCAUCAUACUAUAUACGCUUUUGGCCGAGUUUUUUUUUGUGUGUGUAUAUCUAUUAUAGUAUCUUAUUAUAUAAAAGAGGUAAACUGUUACUGCUGAGAAGCAUCCCU